AUGCCUGGCCUGGUAUCAGCUACCGGAGUGCUGGGCUUCCUGGCCGACGAGGAGCACGACCUCAAGGUCUUCGCCCUCCAGACUCUCAACGAUGAUAUCGACACCGUCUGGACUGAGGUUGCCGGUGCUCUGAGCCAGAUCGAGGCUCUCUACGAAGACGACACCUUCCCCCAACGGCAGCUCGCCGCUCUUGUUCUCGCCAAGGUUUACUACCAUCUCCAGGCUUACAAUGAGAGCAUGACUUUCGCCCUGGCUGCCGGCGACCUCUUCAAGCUCGAUGCUCCCGGCGAGUUCGAGGAGACCAUCAUCUCCAAGUGUAUCGAUCAGUACAUCGCCGCUUCUUCCGCGCAGCACACCGCUCCCAAGUCACCCAAGAACGACAACUCCCUCCCCGCUCUUGCGACAACCUUUGCGAGCGGCGCCGCUGACGGCUCCGCCCUCAUCUCUCCCACGACGCCCUUCUCUCAGACGACUCUCCCCUCCAAGUCGCUCCUUUCCAGAGUUUCGACCGAUAACACCAUCCUCGAUCCCACAUUCCAGCCCGUCAAGGAGGGUCGUUCCGGUUCCAUCGCCCCCAUCAACGACCAGGCUACACAGCUCGCUCUUCAGCGCAUCAUCGAGCGUCUCUUUGAGGCCUGCCUCAAGGAUGGCCGAUACCGCCAGGUCGUCGGCAUUGCUGUUGAGGCCAAGAACCUGGAGGUCCUUCGCCGCGUCAUUAAGCGGGCAAGCGAGGAUGAGAAGAAGUCCAAGGGCAAGUCCACGGACGGCCAAGGUCCCGCAGAGGAGCUGAUGGAGUACGCCCUGAGCAUCUGCAUGGACAUUGUUCAGGAGCGCAGCUUCCGCACCGAGAUUCUGCGUCUUAUCCUCGAUCUCCUCAACGAAAUUCCCAACCCCGACUACUUCGCUAUCGCCAAGUGCGUCGUUUACCUCAGCUCAGACGAAGAGGCGUCGCGCAUGCUUAGGCAGCUCGUCACAGAUGGUGGCCCCAACUCGAUUGCCAAUGCUUACCAGAUCGCCUUUGACCUGUACGACAACGGCACUCAGGAAUUCUUGGGCAAGAUCAUCAACUCUCUGCCCUCUGGAGAGCCUGCCAAGCCACCUGCCAGUGAUGCUACCGAGGAGGAGCCUCUUCUCGAAAACCAGCAGUCAUCUGAGGAGGAGGUCUCGGACGACCUUGCUAAGGUCUACAAGAACAUUCGUUCUAUUCUCGACGGCAGCAAGACCAUCCAGCUGAACCUCGAGUUCCUCUACAGGAAUAACCGAACCGACUUGAGCAUCCUGAACAAGGUCCGCGACAGCUUGGAGGGCAGAAACUCUAUUUUCCACACUGCCGUCACCUUCUGCAACGCCUUCAUGAACCAGGGUACCACGAACGACAAGUUCUUCCGCGAUAAUCUCGAGUGGCUUGGUAAGGCAGUUAACUGGUCUAAGUUCACAGCCACCGCUGCUCUCGGAGUCAUCCACCGCGGCAACCUCACCCAGUCUAGGAAGCUUCUGGAGCCGUAUCUGCCUCGCCAGAGCGGCUUGAGCAGCGGCUCCAUCUUUAGCCAGGGUGGUGCGCUGUACGCCUAUGGUUUGAUUCACGCCAACCACGGCGCCGAUGCCCUCGAGUACCUCAAGACGCAAUUUACAUCUGCAGAGGAGGAAGUCAUUCAACACGGUGGUGCCCUUGGUUUGGGCAUUGCUGGCAUGGCCACCGGCUCUGAGGAGAUUUUCGAUAACCUGCGAACUGUCCUCUUCACGGACUCUGCAUUGAACGGUGAGGCCGUUGGUCUUGCCAUGGGUCUCAUCAUGCUGGGCACAGGCAACGUGCGUGCUCUGGAGGACAUGAUCACGUAUGCUCAUGAGACGACCCACGAAAAGAUUGUUCGUGGCCUUGCCAUCGGCAUGGCUCUCAUCAUGUACGGCCGCCAAGAGGGCGCCGACGCCAUGAUUGAAGGCCUGCUCAACGACCCCGACCCGACCCUCAGAUACGGAGGUAUCAUGACAGUUGCCCUCGCGUACUGCGGUACCGGCAGCAACAAGGCCAUUCGCAAGCUGCUGCACAUCGCUGUCAGCGACGUCAACGACGACGUCCGCCGUGUUGCUGUCAUGAGCUUGGGAUUCAUCCUGUUCCGCAAGCCCGGCAGCGUGCCCCGCAUGGUCGAGCUCCUCUCUGAGUCGUACAACCCCCACGUCCGUUACGGAUCUGCCAUGGCUCUGGGUAUCUCCUGCGCGGGCACUGGUCUCGACGAGGCCAUUGAUCUGCUUGAGCCGAUGAUGAAGGAUCCUACCGACUUCGUUCGCCAGGGUGCUCUUAUCUCCCUUGCCAUGAUCAUGAUCCAGCAGAACGAGGUGAUGAACCCCAAGGUCGCCUCCAUUCGCAAGACUCUGAAGAAGGUUGUCGGUGACCGUCAUGAAGACGCCAUGACCAAGUUUGGUGCCUCGCUCGCCCUGGGCAUCAUUGAUGCUGGUGGCCGCAACUGCACUAUCGGUCUUCAGACUCAGACCGGUAACCUCAACAUGGCCGGCAUCGUGGGCAUGGCGGUCUUCACCCAGUACUGGUACUGGUUCCCCUUCACUCACUUCCUCUCUUUGGCAUUCUCUCCCACCUCCAUCAUCGGCCUGGACCACGAGCUCGAGAUCCCCAGCUUCAAGUUCCACUGCGCUACUCGCCCCAGCUUGUUUGACUAUCCCCCUGAGCAGGAGGUCAAGACCGAAGAGGGUCCGACGAUGGUAGCCACCGCUGUCCUCUCCACCACCGCCCAAGCCAAGCGAAGAGCCCAGAAGAAGGAGCGUGCCCAGCGCCGGGAAAGCAUGGACAUUGACUCGUCUGCUAAGCCUACCGUUUCCGACAAGAUGGAGGUGGAUGACAAGAAGGAAGAGGCCAAGGACAAGAAGGAGGGCGAGGUGACUGACAAAGAGGCCUCUGCUCCUCCGGCAGACACUAAGAAGAAGGCAGAGAAGGAGAAGGUUGGCUACGACAUGGAGAACAUGUCGCGUGUGCUGCCCGGUCAGCUCAAGUUUAUCAGCUUCCCUGCCGGCCGGUACAAGCCGGUCAAGAAGCCAACUGGUGGACCUUUGCUGUUGCAGGAUACCCAACCUGACGAGGAGAAGUCUCUGAUGGAGGAGAAACUCAAGAAGGUGACGACGGAGAAGGCCCCCGUCGCUGGCCAAAGUAACGCCGGUGGCUCAUCGGCGGGCCUGACGCCUAGGCAGCAGCAGAACAUCAUCUCCCAGGCCCUUAGGGCUGGCGCUGGCGGUGAUCUCCGCUCGCUCAACGAGCUUAGCGAGUUGCUGGGCCGCCAGAGGAGAGGUGAUCUUGCUGGCGCGACGGAAGGAAGUGGUGCGGCGGCGGCUGCAGGAGUUCUUACCGCAGUUGAUGAGGACGGUGAGGGCGACGAGGAGGCGACAGUGCCAGGCGAGUUCGAGUACUUCACCGACAACGAGGAGGAGGACGAGGACUAG
This is a messenger RNA of Colletotrichum siamense, 3447 nucleotides long. It is a transcript of the gene rpn2, whose product is annotated as 26S proteasome regulatory subunit rpn2. The transcript has 3 exons. The coding region runs from base 1 to 3447 and encodes 1148 amino acids. NCBI's taxonomy places the organism in Eukaryota, Fungi, Ascomycota, Sordariomycetes, Glomerellales, Glomerellaceae. The record is from RefSeq and is a predicted model, not a curated record. Gene Ontology annotation, biological process: regulation of protein catabolic process; proteasome-mediated ubiquitin-dependent protein catabolic process. Gene Ontology annotation, cellular component: proteasome complex; proteasome regulatory particle, base subcomplex; proteasome storage granule. Gene Ontology annotation, molecular function: enzyme regulator activity.